Rhizoctonia solani is the source of this 1842-nucleotide messenger RNA. RefSeq lists its product as uncharacterized. The transcript is spliced from 3 exons. The record is from RefSeq and is a predicted model, not a curated record. The coding region runs from base 1 to 1842 and encodes 613 amino acids. NCBI's taxonomy places the organism in Eukaryota, Fungi, Basidiomycota, Agaricomycetes, Cantharellales, Ceratobasidiaceae.
AUGCACUCCCAGUUCUUCGAGAUCCUAUGCGGCAGCAAUGCUCCAACAAACGGAGCCGGGUCGAGCUCAGUCCAACGUGGACAGCUAUCAAUUGACAAAUACUCGGACAGAAACAUCCAAGUAUGGAAAUUUCCGUCUCUGCACGAGGGGACGUGGCUAGAAAGGGCGGAAGCCUUUUUGUGCGUUACAGCCCAUUUGAAAGCUUGCAACGGGAAUCUCCAAGGCGUAGUUUAUGCCUAUGGUCUAGAUGAUGACGAAGACGAUGAUAGUAACGGCGCAUUUCAAUUAUUUCGAUCUCUAAUGGGUGACGACACCCUCUCAAAAUCAACCAUUACCAUAUCGAGCGAUCCAGGCGAGCCUACCAUUGAUUUAGAAAACAUGCCACAAGACAUCCAUCGGACCAUCCUAUCAAGACUGACUCGGGAUACAUGUUUCAACCUUAUUGAUCAAUUUUUGGAGCCGAAUCUCGCCCCCACGCUCUGUGAAUACCAGCGCGAAAUCACAGACAAGAAGUUCAUGGGCAGUACCACCGCAGGCCGCCUGUUCGAGCAAAAGAUGAAAGAUGCACAAACGAUGAUCGAACGCGCACUCGGCCAUAUUCAUGGUAGGCCCUUGAGCCCGCCGGCUCCUUUUUCGCCGAUAUCGCCUAUGCCCCGUCGUCGGCCUAUAGCUAAAUUGUCUGGACUUGCGAGCGAACUUGCUCAGGCCCGGCGACAUUUUGACGAGCUGCAAGAUGCCUACGCCGCGUUGGAGAGUAAUUGUGCCGAACAAACAACCCAGCUGAAGGAGUCGGUCCUUGAGCUACGCACCAGGGAUGAUAGUUUACGGGUUGAGAAUGACAGUUUACGGGCCGAGAUAAACGCGUUGAACGCUACCCUCAACGAACUCCGGCCAAAACCUACGCACAAUCAGGUGGUUGGUCGAGAUAACGCUGUCCAGACUGAUCCGCCGCCCGAAGAGAAGCCUACUCGGAGCGACAUGCAGGCCGAGGCUUUAUCACUGAAAACUCAGCUUGCUGAAUCGAGAUUGGCGGAAGCAAAGGCAAUCAAGGAUGCCGCCAAUCUUUUCGAAGAAUUAACCAAGGCUAAAUCGCCUCUGAUGGAGGUCCAAAGGGCGAAUGCUGAACUCAAGAAAAAGGUUGGAUUGCUUGAAAAGCAAGCGGAAAAUACGACCAAAACGAUUGAAGCGAAAAAGGACGAGGUGGAAAAAGCAAAAUCAGAAGUGACGAAACUGCAAUCGCAGCUUAAAUCCGCGAGGGAAGAACUAGAGAAGGCGCAGCGUCAACUUAAGGAGUCUGCUGCCGCAAAGUCGAAAUUGGAGGAUGAAAGAUCGAAGGCGAUCAGCGUUUCCGAAAGUGCUCUCAAGGCCAAAGAAAACGUCGAGAAGGAGCUUGUCGUCGAAAAGGCCCGAAUCGGUGUCUCCAAGAAUGAGAGUCAAAAGGAGAUCGAUCGCUUGAAAAAAUCCAUUGCAGAGAAGGAGUCUCAUAUCGGCGAGAUCGCUAGGGCGGCCAAGGUUUGGACUCUCGCCUCGGCCGAAGCCAAGAGUUUGAAAGAAGAACUCAAGCUUCUUCAAACCUGCGCUGAUGCAAGGCAACGUGAAAUUCAGACCGAGCUUUGUGAAGUGCGUGACGAAUAUAAGCGAGCGACCAUCGAGUGGGACUUGGAGCGAACAAGACUCGAUUCUUCGAUUUUGGCUUUAACUCAAACUGGUGAAAAAACCAGGAGCGAUCUCGACAGAACUAUCGAGUUUAAAGAUAAAGAAGCCCAGGGAUACGCGAAGAGGAUCGCGGAGCUAGAGGAGUGGGGAACCAGAGGUGGGAUGCAAUCGGGCGUGACUGUAUAA